AUGUCAGGGAACAAAGCUGGCAAUUGGCGAGACAAGCUACCGAAAGGGAAGCGUCGCUUGGACUUUGACGAUGAGCCUGCUCCACCGAAAAAAGCGCCACCAAAAACCCAAUCUGCAUCACAGUCAAAACAACCUUCGGGAGGGCUCAAUGUUGAAGUUCACCCUCUUCUACGAGACCUAGCAUCGGUGCCACAGGCACAAAAGGGCCCAGGAAAACGCAAGGCUCGAAGUGUUUUUGAUCCUGCGGCGUUGAAUCCAUACCUCAACCAGAGUGACGUGAGAGCACCCUUACACAGACCGAGGCCCCUCCAAUUGAAUCCUCAGGGAAAAUACAUUGCCCAGGGGGAACAGCUCAGAGAAAAGCUCAAAAAGGAGAAAGAGGAAGAGGAGCAUAGACGAAGACUUAGAGAAAAAAACCUACUUCCCGACGAAAGUAUUGGAGAACAUCUAUACCAGCGCCAGUUCCCUCCCCUCAUAGAAUGGUGGGACAGACCGUACCUUCAGACACGGCUGUAUGACGAUUUCAAGGGCGAAUUUGUGCUAGACAACGAGGAGGCGCCCGUUUCAAUUUAUAUCCAGCAUCCAAUGACCGUGCUGAACGAACGCCAUGAGGUGGAACCAGGGUUGUUCCUCACGAAGAAGGAACUCAAACGGAAAAGAAGAAAUGAGCGUCUUGCCCGACACCAGGAGAAACAGGAUCGUAUCAGACUUGGGCUUGACCCGCCACCGCCACCGAAAGUUAAGCUUUCUAACUUGAUGAACGUACUCACUAACGAGGCCAUCAAGGACCCUACAGGCGUGGAAAUGAAGGUGCGUCAGCAGGUGGAGGAACGGUACAAGCAGCACAUGAAAACGAACGAGGAGCGGCGUCUCACGCCCGAACAGCGGCACGAGAAAGCGAAGCAACGGCUCGAGCGGGACUUGGACCGAGGAAUCUUCACCACAGUGUAUCGGGUGGACUCUCUAGAUAAUAAGCAGCACCAGUUCAAGGUGGAUAUCAACGCCAAGCAGAUGGAGCUUCAUGGUGUGAUGCUCUUCAAUCCUAGAUUUAACUUGGUCAUUGUUGAGGGAGGAGAAAAGGCCAUCAAGUUUUACAAAAGGUUGAUGACCGCCAGAAUCGACUGGAACGUGAAGAGCCAGACAGAGGGUUCCCCAGAUUCGCAGCCAAUCCUGCAACCAUCCAAAAACUCAUGUACUAUAGUGUGGGAGGGCCAGAUCAAGCAGCUUUCCUUCAAAAAGUGGCUGCGAAUGUACACGUCUACAGACAAUGAAGCCAUUGACUUGCUAGCACGCUUUGGAGCUGACAAUUAUUGGCGGGAGGCAGCGGCAAUGUGA
Molecule: messenger RNA, 1335 nt
Organism: Candidozyma auris
Lineage: Eukaryota; Fungi; Ascomycota; Pichiomycetes; Serinales; Metschnikowiaceae
Gene: PRP3
Product: U4/U6-U5 snRNP complex subunit PRP3
Exons: 1
Coding region: 1-1335 (444 amino acids)
Biological process (GO): mRNA splicing, via spliceosome
Cellular component (GO): U4/U6 x U5 tri-snRNP complex
Source: RefSeq, a predicted model, not a curated record